AUGACCGAGCCGGAGAACUUCGAAGAGGAUCUCUUCGCCGACCUCUACGAUGACAAUGAUGGCUCCAAGAACGCACCAGUCUCGAACCACCCUGCGGCUCCCUCAGCAGACGUUCCCGAUGUCCACGAAAGUCACAUGCCGAAGGCGCACGAUCACACACCGCCAGACGAACGUGGUGAAGUGAACAAUGGGCUGGAAGAAGAGGAUGAUGACGACGAGGUGGAUUUCAAUCUCGGCGGAGGCAGCACCUCGGCCCCGCCCCCAGCGCAACAUGACGAUAUGCCGACGACGCCUCCAUUCGGGUCGGUGCACAAAGCGAGCGCCAAAGAUGAUGGGGGAUUUGGCUGGCUUCAUGGGCGGCAGAGCGUCAGGCUGGGAAACGGAAAUCCCCGGUUGAACAAGCAAGCACAAAACCACAUCAGCGACGUGCAGGGAGAAAAGGUCAUGUUCGAAUGCUCGAGCAUGCAAGCUCUGGGUGGGAAAGCACCAAGAUUCAGUCUCCAACACUCUACAAGAGGAGAGGAAUCUGCUGCAAGAAUCUAUGACGAGGAGGAAUCCCUACGUGACUACUUUUCGCAGUUUGGCGAGGUUGUCGAAUGCACCGUGAUGCGAGACAGCAGCACUGGUCGGUCUCGAGGCUUCGGAUUCCUGACAUUCAAGGACGCAAAGACGGUGAACAUUGUCAUGGUCAAGGAGCACUUCUUGGAUGGAAAAAUUAUUGACCCGAAACGUGCCAUUCCCCGCGAUGAGCAGGAAAAGACGAGCAAGAUCUUCGUCGGCGGUGUCAGCCAGGAGACGACCGACCAAGAGUUCCGGGACUACUUUGCCCAGUUCGGCCGCGUCGUCGACGCUACCCUGAUGAUGGACAAGGACACGGGACGACCCAGGGGCUUUGGCUUUGUCACCUUCGAGAGCGAAGCUGGUGUCGACGCCUGCAUCAACGUCCCCCUCGAAAUCCACGGCAAGCCCGUCGAGGUGAAGAAGGCCCAACCACGCGGCAACCUGCGCGAGGAGGAGGAGGCGGCCAAGCGCAACAAGUUCCGAAAGGGCGAUGACCAGUCCGGAAGCCAGGGCAGCGGCGUGGGCGGAGGACAGGGCGGAGGCGCCAGCAACGGCAUGACGCCGCAGGUCAUGGCGCAGUACUUUCAACGCAUGCAGCAGUACUUUGCCAUGAUGCAGAACCAGAUGGCCAUGAACCGGGGCAUGCAGAUGAACCCGGCCAUGUGGCAGCAGAUGAUGCAGAUGCAGCAGAUGCAACAGCAAAUGAUGGGCCGAGGCGGCGGCGGCAACAACCCCCAGAACAUGCAGAACAUGCAGAACAUGAUGUCGAACAUGCAAAACAUGAACCCUCAGAUGAUGCAACAAAUGCAGCAGCAGAUGCAACAGCAGAUGAUGCAGCAACAACAGCAACCGUCGCAGCAGCAGCAGCAGCAGCAGCAGAAGCAACAACAACAACAACAACAACAACAACAACAACAACAACAACAACAACAGCAACCGCCGCCGCAGAGCGCGGGCAGUGACCAAGGCAGCAACUAUGGAGGAAACGGCUUCCACCAGCAACCGCCGGCGGGCCCCGCCGGCGGCCGCCGAGCAGGUCGAGGUGGCUACGGGGGAGGACAUGGCGGAGCUUAUGGUGCCGGCGCCCCGACAUCAUGGGAGGGAAUGUAUGACGAUGUUCCGCAGCCCAAUGCCGGCGGGGGAGGCGCUCGCCGAGGGGGUGGCCAAGGAACGUCGGAUCCGCAGAACGCUCCGCCGGCAAACGCUCCCACGGGACCCAAGAAUGCCGGUCGCCCAGGCGCCAACUACCGUGGAGGCGGCCGCGGCGGGAACAGAGGCUUCCAUCCUUACUCGAGGUAG
Molecule: messenger RNA, 1860 nt
Organism: Drechmeria coniospora
Lineage: Eukaryota; Fungi; Ascomycota; Sordariomycetes; Hypocreales; Ophiocordycipitaceae
Exons: 5
Coding region: 1-1860 (619 amino acids)
Molecular function (GO): RNA binding
Source: RefSeq, a predicted model, not a curated record